Molecule: messenger RNA, 2224 nt
Organism: Cervus elaphus (red deer)
Lineage: Eukaryota; Metazoa; Chordata; Mammalia; Artiodactyla; Cervidae
Gene: GNA15
Product: G protein subunit alpha 15
Exons: 7
Coding region: 385-1509 (374 amino acids)
Biological process (GO): adenylate cyclase-modulating G protein-coupled receptor signaling pathway; phospholipase C-activating dopamine receptor signaling pathway; action potential
Cellular component (GO): heterotrimeric G-protein complex
Molecular function (GO): GTPase activity; G protein-coupled receptor binding; G-protein beta/gamma-subunit complex binding
Source: RefSeq, a predicted model, not a curated record
AGGAAGGAGGCCCAGCGUGCACCCAGGCGGCUGGCCUUUCCUCCCCGGCCCGCCCUCCCCCGAGGCGCCCACCUCAUCUCUGAGCUCUUCUGCCGUCAACCUGUCUGGCCCGGCCAGGCAGGUCUGGGGAUGGGCGGGGAGCCCUGAGCCAGCAUCUUUUCUCCUCCUCCACCCCGGAGCUGGCAGGCAGGCCUAGAGAAGCUGGGCCGCCCAGUAACCCAGGCCAGGAAGCCAGGGGGUCCCUGGUGGGGGUGACCCCCACGACGAGGGAGGCCCUUCCCGCCGGCUGCCAGGAGCCCUCCCCAGAGCAGCCGGGCUGGGGUUCCUCCUGAGGCAGGGGCAGGGGCAGGGGCGAUGCCGCCUCGUGCCCACUGAGGCCCCGCCAUGGCCCGCUCGCUCACCUGGCGCUGCUGUCCCUGGUGUCUGACCGAGGACGAGAAGUCGGCAGCCCGGAUCGACCAGGAGAUCAACAAGAUCCUCCUGGAGCAGAAGAAGCGCGACCGAGGGGAGCUGAAACUGCUGCUUCUGGGUCCCGGUGAGAGUGGAAAGAGCACGUUUAUCAAGCAGAUGCGUAUCAUCCACGGGGCGGGCUACUCGGAGGAGGACCGCAAGAACUUCCGGCCCCUAGUCUACCAGAACAUCUUCGUAUCCAUGAGGACCAUGAUCGAGGCUAUGGAACGGCUACAGAUCCCCUUCAGCUGGCCCGAGAGCGAGCACCACGCCAGCGUGAUCAUGAGCCAGGACCCCUACAAGGUGACCAAAUUCGAGAAGCGCCACGCCGUGGCCAUGCAGCGGCUGUGGGAGGACGCCGGCAUCCGCGCCUGCUAUGAGCGCCGGCGAGAGUUCCACCUGCUUGACUCGGCUGUGUACUACCUGUCGAAUCUGGACCGUAUCACGGAAGAGGGCUACAUCCCUACUGCGCAGGACGUGCUCCGAAGCCGCAUGCCCACCACCGGGAUCAACGAGUACUGCUUCUCCGUGCAGAAAACCAACCUGCGGAUCGUGGACGUCGGGGGCCAGAAGUCAGAACGCAAGAAGUGGAUCCAUUGCUUCGAGAAUGUGAUUGCCCUCAUCUACCUGGCCUCGCUGAGUGAAUAUGACCAGUGUUUGGAGGAGAACAACCAAGAGAACCGAAUGAAGGAGAGUCUGGCCCUGUUUGGGACCAUCCUGGAACUGCCCUGGUUCAAAAGCACUUCCGUCAUCCUCUUCCUCAACAAAACCGACAUCCUGGAGGAGAAGAUCCCCACCUCCCACCUGGCUACCUACUUCCCCAGUUUCCGGGGCCCCAAGCAGGACGCGGAGGCAGCCAAGAAGUUCAUUCUGGACAUGUACACCCGCAUGUACGCCGGCUGCGUGGACGGUGCCGACGGGGGAAGGAAGGGCCCGCGCUCCCGCCGCCUCUUCAGCCACUACACGUGCGCCACGGACACACAGAACAUCCGCAAGGUUUUCAAGGACGUACGGGACUCGGUCCUGGCCCGCUACCUGGACGAGAUCAACCUGCUCUGACCCAGGCCUGCCGCUCCGAACUCGGACCCGCUCCGAACUCGGAACCUGCGGGCAGGGGGCGCGGGGCGGGCCGGCGCUCAGUUAGCCCAGAUGCCCCAUGUCGCUGCAGCCCCAGACCCAGGUGGAGGAAGGACCACGAGUGAGCCGGCGUGGAAGGCCGGUCGCUACCCCCUUCCUUCUCCGCCCCUCGUCAGGACAGCCUCUGGAUCCCCCUUCCCUCGAUUCACUUUACCUCCUCGGAGAGAAAACACAGUGGCCGUUUAGGAGGCCAAGGUGCAGGAAAGGGUGGAAAGAGCAAGGGAUCCAGGACUUGAGUGGGUGGGGCUCUCUCAGGACCCCCCUGUAGGUAUGUCCUCUCUUAGGCAGAGACCCUUUGGGGCUUCUGUGCCGGCCCCGGGAUGGGGGGAGUGGUCCUUCAUGCCGGGGACGCGGGAUCUGGCGCCCCCUAGCGGACAGGAGCCGCCAUCCCAGCCUGAGGUCUGGGCAGCUCAGGGACUUCCGUUUUCUUGGGAGAAAGAGACGCCCUUUCAGAGCCUCUUGGCUCAAAGUGUGUCUUGCCCCGGUUUGCAGAUGAAGGAAACCGAGGUCCACAGGUAUACCCCUUCCUUCCUAGGCUGGAGGCCGGGAGCACUGCAUCUUACAACCUUCUGUAUUUAUUCCCUCACCUUCUGCAUGGCCCCUUGCAGGGUGGACAUUAAAGAAAUGACAUUCUGGA